Colias croceus (clouded yellow) is the source of this 3020-nucleotide messenger RNA. Its product is annotated as glutamate receptor ionotropic, kainate 3-like. Gene Ontology annotation, molecular function: glutamate-gated receptor activity; transmitter-gated monoatomic ion channel activity involved in regulation of postsynaptic membrane potential. The record is from RefSeq and is a predicted model, not a curated record. The transcript is spliced from 17 exons. Lineage: Eukaryota; Metazoa; Arthropoda; Insecta; Lepidoptera; Pieridae. Gene Ontology annotation, cellular component: postsynaptic membrane; plasma membrane. Gene Ontology annotation, biological process: modulation of chemical synaptic transmission; synaptic transmission, glutamatergic; monoatomic ion transport. Bases 170 to 2881 code for a protein of 903 amino acids.
ACGCGGCGUGUCGCGGCGCGCUAUUCACGCUAACCUAAACACAUUACCGCUCUUUGUCUGAGCUUACGUUUAUUACGUUUUUAAACGUUAUUGCGGUAAUUAUAACGAUGGUAAUCUCAUUAAGGCUUUGGACUGAUUACCCUUAAUGGUUGUGAAGUGAAUUUUGUGAAUGAUGAUAGUUAAAUUGUUGUUAUUCGCUUUUUCGAGAUGUGUUGUAGCAGGCCCGCCCAAUAUCGGUGGUAUUUUUUAUGCCGAUGACAUCGACUCAAAAAUAGCUUUAGAAGUGAGUGCGGAAAAAUUCAAUUUUACCGCUUUAACAAUAGAAGUGUCCAGGCGAGGAGCGAUCCUUGAGAUAAGUGAGAACGUGUGUCAACUGGCUCAGGAAGGUGUAAUAGGUUUCAUAGAUGGCACGGGCGGUAGGGCGACUGAGCACGCGCAAGCUAUAUGCGAUGGCCUGGAAUUACCCCUCAUAGUGCUGCAACAUAACGACCUUUAUACAAGGAAUUGGUCGCUAAUCAAUUUAUAUCCUAGCCCGAUUGCUUUUAAUAUGGCGGUACAGGAGCUAGUCAAAAAGUACAACUGGAACAAUUUCACUAUACUAUACGAGAGAGGCCACAGUAUGGUAAAAGUGCAGGAUCUUUUAAAACUUAGCAAUCCUAUAGAACUGGACGCGGUCUCCGUCAGGGAGCUUAGAGGCGACAAUUACCGGGAAGUUCUAAUAAACGCAAAACACAGUGGAUACACAAACUUUGUAGUUGAUUGUUCUUCCAACAAAUUGGAGCUGGUACUACGUCAAGCUCAGCAAGUUGGUUUAAUGGCUGACGGACACUCGUAUAUCUUUCUCUCACCUGAUCUCUUUUCCUUAGACCUGACUAGAUAUAGAUAUGGGGGUGUAAAUAUGACUGGUUUCCGUCUAAUGGAUUUAGGUGAUGUUAUGCUGUACAACUACACAGUUCAGUUCAAUGAAGCGUCGGGGUACGCGAUAGAGCCGGACAACAUUAAGACGAAGAUUGUGUUAAUUCACGAUGCCGUAAUGGUGUUCGCUAAUGCUCUGUCAAAGGUCCGCUACCUCAGGCGGCGAGAGAUCGAACCGGCGCAGCUCAAUUGUGAGUUCUAUCAAUCGUGGGUAUACGGAUCGACGUUGAUUGAUUUUAUGAAGACGGAUAAGAUUAAUGGCUUGACGAGAUCGUUAAUUUUUGACGGUUUUGGCCAGAGGACCGAUGUGUUUUUUGAUAUUGUGGAGCUAACUCCAGCCGGCAACCAAUCUAUCGGUAGAUGGGAAAACAAUAAAUUAGAAAUUUCGAGACAGUUUGUUUCUAAUGCCGAAAUAGCAGAGGAGACCAUAAUGAGAAAUAAAACGUUUAAAGUUCUUAUUUCUACGACGCCGCCGUAUGGUUACGUAAAGGAGUCGUCUCUGAGACUCGAAGGAAAUGAUCGUUACGAAGGAUUUACUAUAGACCUAAUCGACAUGAUAGCAGAUAAACUCGGGUUUAGUUAUGAAUUUGAAGUCGAGCCUGAUUAUGGAAGUUUGAAUAAAGAUAAAAAAUGGAGCGGUAUGGUUUUAAAACUACGUGAGGAGAAAGCUGACUUUGCCAUUUGCGAUUUUACAAUAACAGCAGAGAGGCAGAGUGGCAUUGAUUUUUCAACUCCAUUCAUGUCCUUGGGUAUUGGUAUAUUGUAUAAGGAACCCAGUAAACAACCGCCAGAGAUGUUUUCAUUUAUGGCUGUAUUCUCUAAAGAGGUAUGGUACUACAUGGUGCUAGUUCAAUCAGCGUUGGGUGUUAUCAUGAUAUUUGUGGGUCGUUUAUCUCACAAGGAAUGGCAGAAUCCGGUACCGUGUAUUGAAUCGCCUGAAGAACUAACAAAUCAGUUCAGUUUCGCGAACUCUGUGUGGCUCAUCAUUGGAUCUGUUAUGCAGCAAGGUUCUGAAAUAGCUCCAAUUGCAUUAGCUCCUCGAAUCAUAACCAGUGCGUGGUGGUUCUUCACUAUGGUGAUAGUGGCAUCAUACGUUGGUACUCUGGUCGCCUUCCUCACGGUGGAAAAGAAUGUCCUCCCCUUUUCAAACGUGGUGGAACUGUAUGAACAUAAAUCUAUUUCUUAUGGCGCUAAGAGUAAGGGCUCUACGAAACAGUUUUUUAAGGAAUCCACUAAUCCAGUGUAUCAGAAAAUGUAUCAAAAAAUGUAUUCGAAGGAAUGGCUGGUUCCAAAUAACGAUGUUGGUGUGGAAUUGGUAGAGAAGACAAAUUACGCGCUUUUCAUGGAAUCUACGUCGAUCGAGUAUACAAUAGAGAGACAUUGCGAUUUGCUACAAGUGGGUGGUCUUUUAGACUCUAAAAGCUAUGGCAUUGGCAUGAAAAAAGGUUCCCCCUAUAGAUUCUUUAUAAAUGAUGCUUUGAUUCAACUCAAAGAAACCGGAGAGAUACAAAAGUUAAAGGAUCUUUGGUGGAAAGAAAAAAGAGGCGGUGGAAAAUGUGGGAAAAAACAAGACCAGGAACAAAAACAGUUGGGUAUGAAGAACAUGCUUGGAGCGUUUGUGGUUCUUGGAGUCGGAUGCUGUAUUGGUCUUCUAAUUUCUACUCUAGACAUGCUAUGGGGAGUUUUUAAGCGCUCCGUUAAAUACAAUACAACAUUCAAAUACGAAUUGAUAGAGGAGUUAAAAUUCGCGCUCAAAUUCAGCGGGGACAUUAAACCAGUAAAGCGCCCGCAGCGAGCGCUUGGAAGCGCUGAAGCGCUGGCUGAACAAGAAGGCAAAGACGAGGUGAAAUCCCUAAAGUCCAUACGCUCUGGAAGAUCCACUGACACGCAUAGGACCCAACAUUCGCGUAACUCGAGGCAUUCUAGUUUAAGCGUCGCUUUUGCUAGAAGGAGGGAAUACACGUGAUUUUUUUUAAUGCAGUGAUUUCGCGCGCUUAUUGUUAUUCCUUUUUUAAAUUUGACAGAUUCCAUGAUAAAGAUUGUUAUUGUUGUAACAAUUUAAAAUGGAUUUUUUAUUAUAUGCCUUCCUUAUUAUAUAAUUUGCA